GGAAAAGUUUUCAUUUACCGAGGGAAGGAGUAUGAACGUCGAGAAGAUUUUGAAGCUCGGCUAUUAACUCAGUUUCCAAAUGCCGAGAAAAUGAAAACAACAUCCCCGCCAGGCGACGAUAUUAAAAACUCUCCUGGCCAAUAUAUCCAGUGCUUCACAGUAAAGCCCAAACUUGAUUUGCCUCCUAAAUUUCACAGGCCAGUGUCAGAGCAGAUUGUAAGUUUUUACAGGGUGAACGAGGUCCAGCGAUUUGAAUAUUCUCGGCCAAUCCGGAAGGGAGAGAAAAACCCAGACAAUGAAUUUGCGAAUAUGUGGAUUGAGAGAACCAUAUACACAACUGCAUAUAAAUUACCUGGAAUUUUAAGGUGGUUUGAGGUCAAAUCUGUUUUCAUGGUGGAGAUCAGCCCCCUGGAGAAUGCCAUUGAGACCAUGCAGCUGACAAACGACAAGAUCAACAGCAUGGUGCAGCAGCACCUGGAUGACCCCAGCCUCCCCAUCAACCCGCUCUCCAUGCUCCUGAAUGGCAUCGUGGACCCUGCCGUCAUGGGAGGCUUCGCAAAUUAUGAAAAGGCCUUCUUUACUGACCGGUACCUGCAGGAGCACCCUGAGGCCCACGAAAAGAUCGAGAAACUCAAGGACCUGAUUGCCUGGCAGAUUCCGUUUUUGGCUGAAGGGAUCAGGAUUCAUGGAGACAAAGUGACAGAAGCGCUGAGGCCGUUCCAUGAGCGGAUGGAAGCCUGUUUCCGACAGCUGAAGGAGAAGGUGGAGAAGCAGUACGGCGUCCGGACCAUGCCCUCGAGUCUGGAUGACAGAAGAGGCAGCCGCCCCCGGUCCAUGGUGCGGUCCUUCACGAUGCCUUCCUCCUCCCGGCCUCUGUCCGUGGCCUCGGUUUCUUCCCUCUCCUCCGACAGCACCCCGUCCAGGCCGGGCUCCGAUGGGUUUGCGUUGGAGCCUCUCCUGCCAAAGAAAAUGCACUCCAGGUCCCAGGACAAGCUGGACAAGGAUGACCUGGAUAAGGACAAGAAGGACAAGAAGAAGGAGAAAAGGAACAGCAAGCACCAGGAGAUAUUUGAGAAGGAAUUUAAAGCGGCCGACGCUCCCCUGCAGCAGGCUGAGGCUGUGAUCCUUUCGGAAACGAUAAGUCCCCUGCGUCCCCAGAGACCGAAGAGCCAGGUGAUCAAUGUCAUUGGAAGUGAAAGGCGCUUCUCGGUGUCCCCAUCGUCACCGUCCUCCCAGCAAACACCCCCUCCGGUCACGCCGCGGGCCAAGCUCAGCUUCAGUUUGCAGUCCAGUUUCGAGCUGAACGGCAUGACUGGGAUGGAUGUGGCUGACGUUCCGCCCCCUCUGCCUCUCAAAGGCAGCAUGGGAGAUUAUGGGAAUUUGAUGGAAAACCAGGACUUGAUCAGCUCGCCACCCCCUCCGCCCCCUCCUCCACACCAGAGGCACCUGCCACCUCCACUGCCCAGCAAAACUCCGCCUCCUCCCCCUCCAAAGACGACUCGCAAGCAGACCUCGGUGGACUCUGGGAUUGUGCAGUGAAAGCAGCAAGACUCUGGAAAGAGCAGUCUGUCGUCUCUCCUCGUCACCCACACCGCCCUGUGCAUCUGCUCUUUGCCUCGUCGGGUCUGUGAUGUCUAACAUUCAGUGCAGUUGCUUUCCCUUCAAAGAUGCUCG
Messenger RNA from Galeopterus variegatus (Sunda flying lemur), 1674 nucleotides. RefSeq names its product dedicator of cytokinesis protein 1-like. Gene Ontology annotation, cellular component: cytoplasm; plasma membrane. The annotation marks the transcript as partial. Gene Ontology annotation, biological process: cell migration; small GTPase-mediated signal transduction. The transcript has 12 exons. Gene Ontology annotation, molecular function: small GTPase binding; guanyl-nucleotide exchange factor activity. The record is from RefSeq and is a predicted model, not a curated record. NCBI's taxonomy places the organism in Eukaryota, Metazoa, Chordata, Mammalia, Dermoptera, Cynocephalidae.